UAAAUUUCGUCAUUUCCUUUUCACGGGCAUGAUAAACUGAAAGUUGCUUGGGAUGUCCAGCAUUAAAUUAAAAAUUGCAUUUUUGUCCUAUAAACACUGAGACAGCUUUAACUAAAACUUAAUCGUAGUGAUCUUCACUUGUCUGCCAUUCAUCACCUGUCUGCCAUUCUUAGAGGACACAAGUAAGAUACCAUAAAGAAUGUUUCCCAGAUCCCUAAAAAGACUUCAAGUUGUAUUAAAUCAUGCAAAAAUGUGUUCUGCAGGUAUGGCUAUUGGAAGUCAUAAUGAAGUCAUCCACCAAGUGGUUAAUAAAACUGCCAUGAUUGUUUUAAACAGACCUCAGGCUUUAAACUCUUUAAAUUAUUCCAUGAUCCAAAAAAUACAUCCCCAAAUAAGGGCAUGGGAAACAGAUUCCGAUGUCCAAUUGUUGAUAAUGAAAGGGGCUGGAGAGAAGGCAUUUUGUGCUGGCGGAGAUAUUGUUGCUCUAACGGAGAAUCAUAAAAAGGACGGAAAAUAUGGCUUUACGUUUUUCCCAGAUGAAUACAAACUAGAUUACGCUUUGGGUACCUACAGUAAACCAUAUAUAGCUAUAAUAGAUGGCGUUACAAUGGGUGGGGGUGUAGGAUUAUCUGUUCAUGGUCAAUUUAGAGUAGCGACUGAGCGGACCUUGUUCGCAAUGCCUGAAACAGGUAUAGGUUUAGUACCAGACGUAGGUGGAGGAUAUUUUUUACCACGUCUUGAAGGAAAAUUGGGAAUGUAUUUAGCAUUAACAGGUUAUAGAUUGAAAGGAAGAGAUGUGCAGCUAGCUGGCGUAGCAACACAUUAUAUCCAAUCGAACAAGAUCACAGAAUUGGAAGAAACUUUGGUUGGGCUAGAUCAGCCAUCAAUAAAAAAUGUCAAUGAAAUUUUAGAUAGUUUUCAUAAAGAGAGCACAAGCGAGCAACAUGAUUUUAUAUUGAAAUCUGAAAUUGAUAAAAUAAAUAAAGUAUUUAGUGGGGCAUCGUUGGAACAGAUAUUUGAAAAUUUAGAAAAGGAUGGAUCAGAAUGGGCUUUAAAAGAACUCAACAAACUUAAAAGGAUGUCCCCAACAUCUAUGAAGGUAACUUUUCGACAGAUUACUGAAGGUGGUCACCUGAGUCUUGAAGAUGUCUUUCUUAUGGAGAAUCGAUUGACCCAGCGCUGUAUGGAAGAUCAUGAUUUCUAUGAAGGUGUCCGGGCACUUCUUGUUGAGAAGGAUCAAAAACCCAAAUGGAAACCAGAUACGUUGGAAGGAGUAACACAAGAGAAAGUAGACUGGUAUUUCUCCAAGUUACCCAAUGGUAGAGAGAUGACUUUACCAUAAUGAAAAAUAAACAUAGGUCAACAACAAUUAUGAUAUUGUGAAUAGCAACAUGUUAGCCAGCUAUGACUGAUUAUGCAAAAUUGUGUUAAAUUUUCAACUAAAAGUUCUAAGGGGUGUGCAAAAGUGAUUUUACAUAUUCAAGAGCUGAGAGUGCCAAUGCUUGUUUACUACCAAACAUAUUUGGCCAGUUUCAUUGAAUUAGUUUGAAUUUUAGUGCUGUGCUGCAAAUUGUGUGUAUUCUACCAGUUUUUUUCCAAAAUGUUGACAAAGAGGACAUUGUUCUUAAGACAUUGUAUAUCUCCAAUCAAGAAUAAUGAAUACUGACAAAUCUAUAGAUACAAUCGAAUAAAAUUAUAUGUUAUUUAUGAAAAGACUUUGAGGUUUAUGCAUGCAAUGGAAUAGGGUUGUGUAUUGCUGUUGGUCUGUCCAUCUUCUCAAAUUUCUUGUGAACAUUCCCUAAACUCCAUUUUAAUUAUCAGUGAAUGUACUGAGUAACUGAGUCAGAGGCAUUGUUAUCCAGUCCUUGUUGGCUAUUACAGUAGUGGUAGAUGUUAUACACUGUAAAAUACCAAACACUACUUGGCCAUGGCAGUGACAAUUGAUUUGGCACGUUCACUUGGUAAAAUCCACAUACUAAUAUUCUAAUUUGUCAUUUUGUGUUUAUGGACAUUUAUUUUUGAUUAUGGAGUGUGUGUAAGAUAAGAUGAGCUGUUCUAAAAACGGGGCUGACAAGGAAAGCUGUCUAGUCGUU
Messenger RNA from Patella vulgata (common limpet), 2093 nucleotides. Its product is annotated as 3-hydroxyisobutyryl-CoA hydrolase, mitochondrial. The record is from RefSeq and is a predicted model, not a curated record. The coding region runs from base 200 to 1342 and encodes 380 amino acids. Gene Ontology annotation, cellular component: mitochondrion. NCBI's taxonomy places the organism in Eukaryota, Metazoa, Mollusca, Gastropoda, Patellidae. Gene Ontology annotation, molecular function: 3-hydroxyisobutyryl-CoA hydrolase activity. The transcript has 2 exons. Gene Ontology annotation, biological process: L-valine catabolic process.